Molecule: messenger RNA, 747 nt
Organism: Entrophospora sp. SA101
Lineage: Eukaryota; Fungi; Glomeromycota; Glomeromycetes; Entrophosporales; Entrophosporaceae
Source: the annotation of a GenBank genome assembly
AUGUUUGGAUGGUCAAAUAGUUCAAUAAAAAAUGUAUCAAAAUGUGCUUCAUAUUGGAGAAAUUAUAAAGAUGAAAAAGGAGAAAAAAAAUUUCACAUUCUUUAUUACGUUGCACCUGUUUUUCCUUAUUUUUAUUAUCCUUUAUCAGCUGAAAAUUUAACUGAAAGUUUUAUUCCAUUUCUACAAGAAUUUGGUGUUUUAUCAUCUUCUUUGGCUUCGAAUGAGAAGAAACCUUUAGUUAUUGCACACGCAUUUUCAAAUGGUGGAACAAUGGGAAUGGUUGCAUUAAUAAAUGCUUGUAAAAAACACAAUUUCAAUUUGAGUUAUGACGCAGUAAUACUUGAUUCUGGACCUGGAACUACUGGAGUAUUUGGGCUUUACAAAGUUUAUACUGUUGCUGAAACUAAUUUAUUAAAGAAAAUUUUAAUUUUCAUAAUUGUGGAAAUUUUACUUUUCUUUGGUUAUCCAAUUUUGUUAAUUUUAACCGAGGGAGGAAGGAAUAAGGACACAAUAGCAAGAAUAGGUACAGCAUGCCCAAGACUUUUUAUUUAUUCCAAAGCUGAUAAAUUGAUUCCUUACAAGAAAAUAGAAGAUAUAAUUGAAAAAAGUAAAAGAUCGGGAUUCAAGACUACGACUUUAAGAUUUGAAGAUAGUGAACAUGUUAGACAUUGGUUAACUCAUAAGCAAGAAUAUGAAAAAACUCUAGAUAAUUUUUUAAUCAAUAAUAAUUUAUUACUUGAGAAAUAA